Messenger RNA from Phalaenopsis equestris, 2032 nucleotides. RefSeq names its product alternative NAD(P)H-ubiquinone oxidoreductase C1, chloroplastic/mitochondrial. NCBI's taxonomy places the organism in Eukaryota, Viridiplantae, Streptophyta, Magnoliopsida, Asparagales, Orchidaceae. Gene Ontology annotation, cellular component: chloroplast. The coding region runs from base 110 to 1864 and encodes 584 amino acids. The record is from RefSeq and is a predicted model, not a curated record. Gene Ontology annotation, molecular function: NAD(P)H dehydrogenase (quinone) activity. The transcript has 11 exons. Gene Ontology annotation, biological process: phylloquinone biosynthetic process; aerobic electron transport chain.
UUGAGUUAAUAUUUUUUCCCGAGUGUUGCCAAACAACGGGGACAUUGCAGUACAUUCAGCCCCAAUCUCGAUCCCAUUUCUCUGCUAGGGUAUCGGUCCACCGCCGGCCAUGGUAGCGACGGCCCAAACUGCUACUGGUUCGCACUUCCACGCAUUGCUCAAUGGCUACCCCAUGAACUGCCCGAGAGCAGUGGUUCAAACAACUAACCGAAAGGGAAGAAUGCUUUUUCGUUCUUCGCUCACUGGAACCUCAGCUGGUUUCUUGGAUUCAAUUAGAGGAUCAGCAGGCCAGUGGCAUAAACUUAGUCUGAGGUUUCUAAGUGGUUAUCCUUGCAAACUAUCAAUCCAUCCUCAUCGAUCUGCAAGUUUUUUCUGUAGUAUUUCAACAGGGCAAGCAAGCAAGGACAGAUUUGUUUGUUACACAUCAUCAGGAGAAACAGUACAACAAUCAUAUAGAUGGCCAGAUAACCAGAAGCCAAGGAUAUGUAUUUUAGGAGGCGGAUUUGGUGGCUUAUACACUGCUCUAAGAAUUGAAACACUUGUAUGGACCGAUGAUAAGAAACCUCAGGUUCUUCUUGUUGAUCAGUCUGAUAAGUUUGUCUUCAAGCCACUGCUUUACGAGCUUCUGUCAGGAGAAGUAGAUCCUUGGGAAAUUGCACCAUCAUUUACCGAACUGCUGAAAGGUACUAGCGUGCAAUUUAUUAAAGAUAAAGUAAAGCUUCUGCGACCAUCUGAUCAUUUGGACAACCCCGGGAAGAAUGAUCUUGGAAGAUCAUGUUCUGGAGGAAGUGUACUUCUUGAAAGUGGUUUACUAGUUGAAUAUGACUGGUUGGUGCUGGCUUUAGGAGCAGCAGCCAAACUAGAUGUUGUGCCAGGUUCAGCUGAAUUGGCAUAUCCUUUCGUAACUCUUGAGGAUGCCAUUAAAAUUGAUGACAAGUUGAGGAUGUUGGAAAGGGAUCAUUUCAGUAAUGAUUCUUCUCCUAUAAGUGUUGCUAUUGUUGGGUGUGGCUACUCUGGAGUAGAGCUUGCUGCCACAAUAUCUGAGAGAUUAAAAAGCUUCGGAAUAGUUCACGCAAUCAAUGUUGAAACUUCCAUCUGUCCCAGUGCACCAUCUGGAAAUAGAGAAGCUGCUUUGAAAGUUCUUUCAUCUCGAAACACUAAGCUUCACUUGGGUUAUUUUGUGAGCUCGAUUACUGAAGCUCCUAGUAAGGACUGGGUUGUGAUUCCAAGAACUGAGCAAGUAAUUAGUGUUGAUAAUGAAGUAAAAACAAACAGAAAAUUUAUUUUGGAGCUAAAACCUGCUCAGAGAGGUCUGCAGAGUCAGAUUCUGGAGGCAGAUUUGGUUUUAUGGACUGUGGGUUCCAAAUCACUUGUACCUGAGCUGGAACCUUCUGACCAACCCCGUACGUUACCCCUUAAUGGAAGGGGACAAGCAGAAACUGAUGAAACUCUCCGUGUAAAAGGUCAUCCUAGAAUAUUUGCAAUAGGUGACUCUGCGGCUAUGAGGGAUUCAUCCGGAAAGUUGCUUCCUGCAACUGCUCAAGUUGCUUUUCAGCAAGCAGAUUUUGCUGGUUGGAAUCUUUGGGCAUCAAUUAAUGAUCGACCUCUUUUACCAUUUCGUUUCCAGUAUCUUGGAGAAAUGAUGACCCUUGGAAGGAAUGAUGCUGCUUUCUCACCAAGCUUUAUAGAGGGCCUUACUUUGGAUGGACCCAUUGGACAUACUGCACGGAAGCUGGCUUAUCUCUUGAGGAUGCCGACCAAUGAACAUCGGCUCAAAGUGGGGAUCAGUUGGCUUGCUAAAUCUGCAGUUGAUACUAUUGCUUCUCUACAAACAACCAUAGUUAGUGUGUUCUCAGGUUCUUAAAACUGUGGAGCUCUAUAUAUUAUCAUUAGUCAUAUCUCUUUAAGUUUGUUCUAUGUGGUCAAGGUUGAUUAAUAAGCAUUAUUUCUUGCUAAUGCACAAAAAUAUCCAACUUAGGGUUUCACAUAUUCUUGUUUUACUACCAAAUAAUUUCCCAUUAUGAUCAAUAAC